AUCCAAACCAAGGUCCGUUGAUUUGUUUUCUACGCCGCUUUUCCAGUUUUCAGUGCAACUGAUCACUUCUGCUGAAACUAUUUGCGCAACACGACCAUCAACCAUGGCGGAGGAGCUCGGGAUUGACGGCUCUGUUCCUCCUAGUCUCCAUUUACUCUCUGCUUUCCUCUCCAUGGAGCCAGCUGAUUCCUUACUUUCCAUUGCCAGGGAUUUGGGUCACGGGUUGGUGACCGAGACAGUGCAGAAGUUCAUUUGGGAUCAUUGCAUUACCAAAGCUCAAGAAAUGAACCAUUUUCAUGUACCAUAUCUGAAGAAUUUUCUGAAGAAACUAAUAUCUGAAGUUGAGUUAAGUCAGGCUGAAGUGUUGGACGAGUUAUAUGAAUUGUAUGCUCAUUAUAUGGUUUCAUGGAAGGAUGAGAAUCAGAGGAAAGAAAGUGCAAGAAUCUCCAAAUUUGUUUCUUUCCUUUUUCCAGAUGGUUCUAUGAAUUGCCAAAAGUUCAGGAAAUUUGUAGUCCCAAUGCAAUGCUCUCUCAACAUGCUUGAAGGUGAUACAGGGUGUUCAAUCUGGCCUUCAAGUCUAUAUCUUUCAGAAUUGAUACUCUCAUUUCCAGAUAUGUUCUCAACAAAAGAAUGCUUUGAGGUAGGUUCAGGUGUAGGUUUGGUUGGAAUCUGCCUUGCUCAUGUCAAAGCAUCAAAGAUAGUGCUAAGUGAUGGUGACCCAUCAACAUUAGCAAAUAUGAAGGUUAAUUUAGGGUUGAAUGGGUUGUGCUGCCUCGGCUCUCCAACUGCUACAUCAGAAAGAACUAAUGAGGGUACUCAAACUGUGGAAUGCAUACAUCUUCCAUGGGAAUCAACAUCAGAAACAGAGCUCCAAGCUUUUGCACCGCAUAUUGUGUUAGGAGCAGAUGUAAUAUAUGAUCCAAUAUGUCUCCCGGACCUUGUACGUGUUCUUUCCAUUCUUUUACGCCCAAAGCAAAUUGGUAGUUCCACGCACUCUUUUCCAGUGAGUGAACAUAUCGAUGAUCAAGGAAAGGAUGGAAGCCAUGGAUUCAAAGCUUCAAGGGAUCACUCGAUUGCAUAUAUCGCUUCUGUAAUUCGGAAUAUCGACACGUUUAAUCGUUUUCUAAGUCUAGUAGAACAGGCUAAUCUUAGUAUCUGUGAUGUAACGGAUGAAUUAAAACCCAUGAACUUGCUACCUUAUAUGUACACUUACAAUAGAUCAAGUAUCAGAUUGUUUACUCUGAAAUUCAAGUAGCUUUUUCUUUUAGUUACAUUCUUAAUGACUACUGUGGAGGUGAUUCAUUUAUGGUCCACUCCGAGAUCGCUUAGUACCAGCCUUAUGUACUCUUUUGCCCAGAGAGAUGAUGUGGAAGUGCUAGAUGAACCACUCUAUGCAAAUUUCCUUCGGGUGACGGGUUAUGAUAGGCCAUACCGUGAGGAGCUACUAUCCAAAAUGGAACCUGACGUAAAUAAGGUCAUAAAGGAAAUCAUUUUUGCACCAGGAGAAAAGAAGUUCCGAUUUUGCAAGCAUAUAGCAAAACAAAAAGUACCUGGUUUGGCAAGUGAUUUGAUGAAGAAGGGAAGGCACUUCAUAUUGAUAAGAAAUCCACUUGAUAUUUUGCCAUCCUAUGAAAAGGUUAUUCCUGCAUCCUUUUCUGAAUUGGGCUUCUCAGAAUUGGUAUCUGUUUACAAUGAGCUCAAAGAGUUGGGAAGACUCCCUCCUAUCAUUGAUGCAGCUGAACUUCAAAAGAAUCCCGAGGCAACUUUACGUGGUCUUUGUGAAGAACUCGGCAUUCCUUUUCAAGACAAAAUGCUGAAAUGGGAAGCUGGUCCCAAAGCUAUAGAUGGUGUAUGGGCUCCAUGGUGGUAUAAAACUGUACAUAAAUCAACAGCUUUUGAGGCACCAAGAAAAUAUCCGUUGCCUUUCCCAUUUAAUCUAUAUGAUUUGCUUGAGCAAACGAUACCGCUCUACCACUUUCUUAGGCGCCAUGUAAAGCAGAAAUCACUUCUCCUCAUGUCUCCCUUGCCUACUCCAGAUCUUCCAGUUCCUGCAAAUGAGAAGCUACUGGCAUGGGUGGGGGACGAGAUCUUACCUCGUGAUAGUGCAAAGGUUUCUGUGUUCGACUCUGUUGUCCAAGGUGGAGACUCAGUUUGGGAGGGACUUAGAGUUUAUCGAGGAAAAAUAUUUAAGCUUGAUGAACAUUUAGAUAGGUUAUUUGAUUCAUCAAAAGCCUUAGCUUUCCAGAAUGUUCCAAGUAGGGAAGAGGUGAAAGAUGCCAUUUUCAGAACGCUCAUUCGGAAUGGAAUGUUUGAUAAUGCACACAUUCGAUUAUCUUUAACACGUGGGAAAAAGGUCACUUCCGGAAUGAGCCCCCAGUUCAAUCUUUAUGGAUGUACCUUAAUUGUGCUUGCUGAAUGGAAGCCUCCUGUCUACGACAAUUCGAGUGGAAUAACUCUAGUGACUGCCACAACACGUAGGAACUCACCAAAUAAUUUGGAUUCAAAGAUUCAUCACAAUAAUCUUCUCAACAACAUUCUUGCAAAGAUUGAAGGGAACAAUGCAAAUGCUGGUGAUGCUAUCAUGCUGGACAAAGAUGGUUUUGUGUCCGAAACAAAUGCUACGAACAUUUUUCUAGUGAAGAAAGGCAAUGUUCUGACGCCUCAUGCUGAUUACUGUCUCCCUGGAAUAACUCGUGCAACUGUUAUGGAUCUUGUGGUGAAGGAGAAGUUGGUAUUGGAGGAGCGAAGAAUCAGCCUAUCAGAAUUUCAUACUGCAGAUGAGGUAUGGACUACUGGAACGAUGGGAGAGCUUACCCCAGUUGUGAAGAUCGAUGGGCGUGUAAUUGGCGAUGGACAAGUCGGACCUGUGACAAGAAUGUUACAAAAUGCAUACAAGAAACUGACGGAAGAAUCUGGAGUGCCUAUUCCAACCUACACUACGAAGUGAACAUCUCUCAACAAGGUCCCAUUUUCCUUGCUACAAAUAAUUGAAAUCAUCUUUGUCCACUUGAUGACAAUGAGUUGGGACUUUCUAAUUUCACUGGUAGAUGAAUGUUCUAGAAGGCUUUGCAUUGCGUGGAUGCAAGGCACAAAUUUUAAGUCUCGAGGCUUACUGUCUUUUCGAGUUGAGUUUGUAUAAAGCACGAUUAGGCAUGUAACCUGUAUGUCUAUUAAGAUGGUUAGAAGAAUAAUAUCAACCCAACCCAAUUGGCUAUCUGUUCUUCAAAAUACAAACAUCUUACGCUUGUAAUUAAGAUCAAUGGGUUGUGGUAAAUUAGACCAUUGCUGACUGAAUCUUCAAUAAAACAUGUUUGUCAAAA
Cucumis melo (muskmelon) is the source of this 3320-nucleotide messenger RNA. RefSeq names its product branched-chain-amino-acid aminotransferase-like protein 1. The record is from RefSeq and is a predicted model, not a curated record. Gene Ontology annotation, biological process: carboxylic acid metabolic process. Lineage: Eukaryota; Viridiplantae; Streptophyta; Magnoliopsida; Cucurbitales; Cucurbitaceae. The transcript has 29 exons. Gene Ontology annotation, molecular function: catalytic activity.